Molecule: messenger RNA, 606 nt
Organism: Sparassis crispa
Lineage: Eukaryota; Fungi; Basidiomycota; Agaricomycetes; Polyporales; Sparassidaceae
Product: Carbonic anhydrase
Exons: 3
Coding region: 1-606 (201 amino acids)
Biological process (GO): cellular response to oxidative stress; cellular response to carbon dioxide
Molecular function (GO): zinc ion binding; carbonate dehydratase activity
Source: RefSeq, a predicted model, not a curated record
AUGGCCACAGAAGACCCCAUCCUCGCCCGCCUCCUCGCGAACAAUGCCCAGUGGGCAAACGAUGUCGAGACCGCCGAGCCCGGCUUCUUCGCAAAGUGCGCAGAGGGCCAGUCCCCAAAGGUGCUGUGGAUCGGCUGUGCCGACUCGCGCGUGCCCGAGUCCGUCCUCACCGCCUGCAGGCCCGGCGACAUCUUCGUCCACCGCAACAUCGCCAACCAAUUCCACCCGACGGACGAGAACGCGCUCGCGGUGCUCGCCUACGCCGUCGACGAACUCCGCGUCUCCCACGUCAUCAUCGCAGGGCACACCCAAUGUGGGGGCGCUGCCGCCUGCCAUGCCGCCGCCGCCGCCAUUGACGACGACGUGGAGCCCGCGACGCCCCUCGCUCGCUGGCUCGCCCCGCUCACAGCGCUCGCGCGCGACCUCCGCUCCGACGUCCGCACGCUCGUCGAGGCCAACGUGCGCGCGCAGGUCGCGAACCUCGCUGCCGCGCAGACGAUCCGGGACGCGUGGGCCGCGGGGCGGAGCGUCGCCGUGCACGGCUGGGUGUAUGAUAUCGAGAAGGGGCGUAUACGCGAUUUGGGCGUCAGCUUGUAUGGCGCGUAG